Molecule: messenger RNA, 730 nt
Organism: Odontomachus brunneus
Lineage: Eukaryota; Metazoa; Arthropoda; Insecta; Hymenoptera; Formicidae
Exons: 3
Coding region: 186-689 (167 amino acids)
Source: RefSeq, a predicted model, not a curated record
UGUGUCUCGGCUUUCAAAAACUCACGUCAAUCUUACGCUUGGGUUAAAAUUUCAAGUUAAUUCUCUGCGCAACUAAUCAUUUACACGACGCAAUUUUCAUCGAAACCACGACAUUACACGUUAAGAUACUGCCACCAACAGAUACUUUGCUGAACAGCGGGAGAAGUGCAGUCCGUGACUGCGAUAUGAAUGCUGAUAUUUUGUCAGCGAAUACAUCAAAAUACGAGAAACAGGAGAAAGAACCUGAGGUGCAUCAUAAUUCAGACGAUCUUCAGAAGAUUCAGCCCGAUCAAACACUCAACAACUUAAAUAGAAAAAGCGAACAAAAACGAAAGUCUCACAUUAACUCAACGCAGCCGUCCAACGCGUCGCCUUUAUCUACAAAAAAUAUUUAUUCUGCAACAGGUAAGCACCAAGUGCAUAAGUUGGUAGACAACAAGCAACUAUCGAAACCAUUUAAUCAGUCUGAUAAGAAGACAUUUCUUCUCGAUACUUACGCCCGUAUUGUCGCUACCAACAACAGACGUUGUCCUAAACGGUUGCGUGACCUCGCUAAACCAAAGAAGCAAGUUUCUAACGAUAAAAGUGACGAUUCUACAAAUUUCGACCUAAACUGGCAUACAGGUAAAGCUAGUACGGCGAAAAUGAAACGUGGCUCAGAAAAUUCGAAGAUGAAACAGCUUUACUGAUACAUACUGGUUAAUAUUUUAAACAAUUUCUAUGCAUGAUU